This is a messenger RNA of Hemibagrus wyckioides, 2963 nucleotides long. RefSeq names its product paralemmin 1b (gene palm1b). Bases 410 to 1162 code for a protein of 250 amino acids. NCBI's taxonomy places the organism in Eukaryota, Metazoa, Chordata, Actinopteri, Siluriformes, Bagridae. Gene Ontology annotation, cellular component: membrane. The transcript is spliced from 7 exons. The record is from RefSeq and is a predicted model, not a curated record. Gene Ontology annotation, biological process: regulation of cell shape.
GAAUUCUAAACAAGUGUGUGAACCUUAAAGGCUAUAAGAUGAUCUCUGAGCAGUCAGUGUUCCUGUCACUGUGGCUGUAAAUAUUGUUAAAAAGUUUAAUGCCUGUGAGACUGAAACCUCCCUGGAUAUGAGCAGGAGAGGAAAAUCACCCCCGGACUGAAGAGAGAGAGAGAGAGAGAGAGAGAGAGAGAGAAUAGCAGAGGAGAAAACAGCCAAGAGAAACUUUUCUAGAGAAUAAGAAGCUGGACUGAAGGUCAAGGUACAUUAGAGUCUGAUCAGAACAGGUCUAGGAGGACUCCAGAAGAAAACACACACUGCAAUUUACUGAAAUGGAAAUUGAGAAGCUGCAGUACUUCUGAGAGAUGAGACCAAACUGGAGAUUUGGGGUAAAUCUCAUUAGCUUGAGAAGAUGAAGGCUACAGAGAGGUUCAGAAUGUCGGAGGCUCUGACACAACAGGAGAGACUACAGGCUAUCGCUGAGAAGAGGAAGAAGCAGGCUGAAAUAGAGAAUAAGAGGAGACAGCUGGAGGAUGAGCGCAGACAACUACAACACCUAAAGUCGAAGGCUCUGAGGGAGCGCUGGUUGUUGGAUGGAGCACCCUCCAGUGGAGAAAACGAGUUUCAGAGACAGCUGCAGGAAGACGAGGCUAAAACCCUGGGCCUGGAGCAGAGCGUUCUCAGGUUGGAGCAGGAGAUUGAGGAGCUGGAGACCGGAGUUCCUGCGUCUGAGUCCAGCACCGACGUUAUUAACACGUCUGAUGCUCCUGGAAAAGUGGAGAACGGCGUCCCUAAAACCAGACAGGUGACUGGCAUUGAGGCGAAGCUGGAGUGCACAAAUUUAGACGCGAAGGCCAUUGAGAACGCCAGCGCUGACCACCCGGUCACAAUGGUGUUCAUGGGCUACAAAAACGUGGAGGACGAGGACCAGACCAAGAAGGUGCUGGGCAUCGAGGAUGCUGUGAAGGCAGAGUUCGUUGUCAUCGAGGACAGCGAAAACAAAGCAGCCACAGAGGACGGAAAAAACGAAGAGAAAGCUCCCCUGAAUGGUGCCCCCUCCAGUCCGGACAACAAGAAACAGGACGAGGCCCCGAGCGGAGACGAGGCCAAACGGGACGAGGUCAAGAAAGAAAAGCAGCCAUGCAAGUGCUGCACCAUCAUGUGAGCAUGGGGGGGGGGUCUAAACUUUUACUCAAAAUAAAUACUAAAUAUUACAAAAAAAAAUACAAAAUCCAGAGAGGAACUGCUGACAACGCAGUAAUUCAUAUAAAUGUUGGAAAAAAUUACAAUGAACAUGAAAAACAUAUCAUUAAUGCUAUCGUAGUCGGAGUAUUGUUAACACAGUGCUAGCGAUGACAUCACUGCUGACAUCAUCGCUAGAGACAUCAUUAAUCACAUAAUGACAUCAUUCUUAGCAUUGUUGAUAAUGCUAACUGAAAUGAUAUCAUUGUUGGCCUUGAUAAUAAUAAUACCCUUAGCAUAGUUAUUUUUUCGCUAACUUCAGUCUUUUAUACGAAUAAGACAAAUGUGUGUUAAAGCCCACAUGCGAGGUCGAUCUGUCCGGAACAUCGGAAUGAUUAAAAAAAGACCCAGAAAAGCUGAAGUUACUAAUUUCACUUAGCAUUGGUGUGACAGCAAGGCUUACGUAUGUGAUAAUGCUAACAUUUUUAUUCUAAUGAUAAACUCACUAAACUCACUGUUAGCACUGCUUAUAGCAGCAGCAGCAUCACUGUUACUGCCAAAAACACCAUCUACUGCCAAUGAUGCUAAUCAGUAACUUUUAUAUCAUAUCUUAUCUUUUAUAUGGAGAUUGUAAAGGUGCAGUAACCAUGGAAACUAUUCAGAACCAUCAAGAACAGCAACAUUUACCUCAGAUACUAAAAAAAUAAUGAUUCUGUUUGAAUAAAAUUAGACUUUUCAACACUAAGCAUCAACCAGUGAUUCAGUUAGCAUGGUAGCAUCGUAUUGACGAGUGUGAAGUCAGGAAAAUGAUAAAUACCACAGAAACGGGUUGUUUAGUUGGUGAGAAUUUAUAUAACAGCAUCCGCAAUUAAUGAUGCUAAUAUGAGAAGUUAUUAAUAUUAACAUAUAUUAGCAAUAUGAAGAUUAGAAAGUAGCGUUAGUGUUGCGAUUUUUUCACUGUAUGUUAUUACUGCCGUCUGGCCGCACUUCCUCUGUGUGUUUGUAUUUAUAUAUGUAAUGUAUUUGUAUGUUGUUCAGUUUCUACUUCUUUUUUUAUUUCUAUUGAUAUUUUUCUAUAUUUCUGUCUCGACAUUUCUAAAUAUAUGAUAAAUAUGAACUUAUAUUUUCAUUAUGUAAUCUUAUGUGCUUACGGACAUAAGGGACAGAAGGGGCGGAGUUUGGUGUCAUUUCACUUUAUUUUAUUUUUAAAUAGAAGUAUGAAGGACAUCUCAAUCUGAACAUUUCUCUCUCUCUGAGCUAUAGUUUCAUUCUCCAAUAUUAUAUUACAGAGCUAUUAUGUUUUUAUAAUGUAUGUAUCCUGUGUUUUAUUUCAUGUUUGAUCAUCUCAGACCACUGUGAGGAUGUAGAACACACACACACACACACACGGUAGGAAAAGAUGUGUGUAAAUAAAUGUGACGUAUUGUUUAUUAUGCUUAAUGACACACACAUGAUAUAAAAGGCCACUAAAAACCUGUUUUCACAACAAAACACUGUUCUUACCUGUUUCCUGCCUGUUCUUACCUGUUACAAACCUACACACCUUAUUCACUAUGUAGUGCACAUAAACACCAUCAUCAGUCCACUGUGGGUGCGUCCCAAUCUCUUCCCAUUGGGACUGGUUUUAGUUCUAAAGAUGGAACCUGACCACUCUUUGUGUCAUCGUGAUGUUUCUGGUUCUGUUGUUGUGGGUUAUGGAACCUUGUCUUUCGUUCUCGAUUGUUUCCUGCUGUGGUCCACGUACUUGAUUCAGGAAGAAAACACAAAUAAAAACUGUUGUGUUA